Messenger RNA from Serpula lacrymans var. lacrymans S7.9, 1359 nucleotides. RefSeq lists its product as uncharacterized. Bases 1 to 1359 code for a protein of 452 amino acids. The transcript is spliced from 2 exons. The record is from RefSeq and is a predicted model, not a curated record. NCBI's taxonomy places the organism in Eukaryota, Fungi, Basidiomycota, Agaricomycetes, Boletales, Serpulaceae.
AUGCCCGCAUUCCAAGCACCACCUACCGGAAUGCCAUCGAGAGGCUCAGCCUCACACUCCUGCUACUGGGAUUGGUGCAGACUCACUUUCCCUAGCAGCGGUCAACUCACGCAUCACGUCAUUCAUGACCAUGUCCGGAAGGCGAAGCCCAUGAAAAAGCGCGAUAUUAUAUGGAUGAAGAAGACAGACAAGAGCCUCAGUGGAAGCUUAGACACAACACGUAGCGUUGUUCCCCGCAGGCCUACAAAUGCACAAAUUGGAGAGCUUAACUCGACAUCGUUGCGACCUCACAGCGACCAAAGUCAUUCUACAAGUCUCCCAUACCCAUCGUCUUCUCACCCUCACAACACUGGUCCCCCAUCACCACCUACUACUCAUAAUUCCUCCUCUCCCCCACUGAUGAAUCAUCCCUCCUCUCCACCUUCGUUAAAUGCACACGCUCUUACUUCUAAACGCCCUGCAUCUGUAUCCGCGUCUACUCCAGGCCACGCAUCAUUUGCACAACUAUCGUCUCCAAUAGGCACCCCAGCUAUCCCAUCCCUCCCGCAGUCACCAGCUUUGGACUUCCUUGUAGGGCGCGCUAUCGAGCAAAGCCGUGUGCCUCAAGUGGGCCUGAGUGAGAAGCUUCGUUCGCAAAAACUUAUCGACUCCAGCAAUAGCCUUGCAGGACCGAGUCUCUUGCGGCCAGGCUCCUCUCGGAGUCCGCAUACACCCCUAUCUCGCUCGUCUACAUCAUCUCAGGAUGUUGUAGAACGCCAGCUCACACAGGAUUCGGACAUGGAGGUUGACAGAGCUGAGAUUAUGAAGGAGGUGGAUACUGCAGACACCUCAGGCCCUCGUCCUAGUUCAUCUGGUAUUGAUGCUCAAGAGGAUUCAGAAAUGGACGGCUCAGACCUGGAAUGGCCAGGUCGUGAAGACGAAGGUUCGAUAUCGAAACCACAGCCAUUGGCAUCGUCCCAGGGAAUCUAUGGAACUCCUAUACCCUCUCAUAACCAGUCACCCCCAAUUUAUCCCUCUUCCGGCGGCGCGAUACACGCAGUAUCAGACACCGGCUCUUGUUCACCUCCUUCCAUUGACUUUCGAUCUCGUUUUUUGCUCUUAAAUUCAAGUGAUAAAGGAUCCGCGUUUCGUUCUGGUGCACUGAAAAUAACUCCAAAUGACUCAUCCACCCACGUAAUGCAGCCUACUGCAGAGAACAAGACAUCUAUGUCACAUGCGAACACCACCUCUGAGGAGAACCACUUAGCAAAGCACUCUCAUGUAUCGUCAUAUCCCCCUGAAUGCUCAGAAGAUGUUUCCUCUUAUCCUAUGGUGCUCCUUACACAGGCGCCUUAUCAGAGCCAGAGUCAGAGCCAGUGA